ACUUCUCCAUAUCAACUAGACCUAGGUGAAUUGGGCUUUAUCGAAGGUCUCAAUGUGGCCAACAAGUCGUCGUCAAACGUACUUUGCCACUAUUUCGGAGGCAUCCCAUAUGCUUCCCCUGCAGAACGAUUUCGAGCACCUCGACCUCUUCCUCUCUCACAUCGCUAUGGUACUAAAGACAAGCCUGCCAAAUUCACUGGUCAGGUCGGGAUAUGUCCACAGCCAGGCUUUAUCGGUUUGCCUAACCCUGAUAUCUGGAACGAAGACUGCCACCAACUCAAUAUCUGGAUACCUUCUGGAGACCGACCUGCAGAAGGGUGGCCUGUAUUCUUCUAUCUAUUCGGUGGAUGGCUUCNNCAAUUCGGAGCAUUAGCCGAACUACUGAGCGAGACAGCCUUCAAAGCCAUUGUAGUCAUGCCUGGUUACAGGGUUAACGCCUUCGGCUUUCUGGCAGGCAAAGAGCUAGAAGAUGAGGCAAGAGCGAAUGGCGAAACGUACUCAAACUUUGGCUUCUGGGACCAGCGCACGGCCUUGGAAUGGGCUCAUGAUCGCAUCGCUUCUUUCGGCGGUAACAAAAACAACAUCACCGUCGCAGGAUAUUCGGCUGGUUCAUAUUCGACGUUCCAGCAGCUUGCCUACGAUGUCUAUCUUCCGCAAAGAUCCUCGAUCAUCAAGAGAGGUAUUCAGCCUCGUUCUACCGAAAGUCGUCAGAAGCAAUUUGAUGAGCUCCUCGGUUGGCUCGAUAUUCCGCUUUCGCACAGCUCAGCAGAGAAGUUGUCUCGACUGCGUAAGACUCCAGCUCGUCAAUUAGUCGCUGUCCAGAGCAGCAUGAAGUUCCAUGAAUUUCGCCCGGUCGCAGACGGCUCUUUCAUCAAUGACAACCUAAUAAGCAGCAUAAACGACGGUUCGUUCGCGAAACAGUUGAAGGACAGAGGAAUCAAGAUAAUGAAUGGGGAAGUUUGCGAUGAGCACUACCUCUACGGAAACAAAGGCGUGGCGCACCCUGACUGGAGCUAUGAUGCUGUUUACGAACGUCUUGUCGCGGACUACCCAGAGUCCAAGGUCAAGAAGCUCAUGGGACUUCGUGUACCAGGCAAGAGACUACCUGCAUUUGCUGAAGACUGGCCUGACUUGUUCGGUCGUCUGUAUGCCGAUGUGCAAGUGCACGAUCUUGAACGCGGAUUUGCGGCUCGUCUUUCUCAAGGCGGAUUGACUGUGGGCAAAGAUCUUCUUCGCUACCGCAUCGAGUGGCGUGCAAAGUGUGCCGACAACAUUGCGCCUCCAGAGUGGAAAGUCACACAUUCUACGGAUCGUGCAAUCUGGUUCUGGGGCGCUGGCUUGGGUCAGGGCUUGACUGCAGAGGAGAAGAAGAUUCUCAAAGACCUGAAUACAGUCUUCGCACGUUUUGUAAAGGGGGAAGAUGUGCAAUGGAGUCAACAAGGCCCGAAGAUGGUGUAUAGACUCAAUUCUGCAGGUCAGAUGGACAUGUGGGAUGAUGACAGAUGGGAAAGGGGUCUCGAAGGCUGGGAAGCUAUGAACGGG
Aureobasidium vineae is the source of this 1542-nucleotide messenger RNA. NCBI's taxonomy places the organism in Eukaryota, Fungi, Ascomycota, Dothideomycetes, Dothideales, Saccotheciaceae. The record is from the annotation of a GenBank genome assembly.